AUGCGCGCAAUCCUCAGGCCCCGGCGGUUCGCGCUCCGCCUCACACCAACCGUCCGCUAUUCUUCCAACUUUCGUGUCUCGCCGUCGCCGCAUCGCCUGCCGGACGAGGAACAGAAGAUCUUCGAAGAGCUUCAACGUCGCUCGACAGGCGCCUUCAGUACACCACAAGAGCCUCCUGCUAUCAAUCAGUCACCGCACUCGGCUUCGCCUGCAACGCCAUCGUCACGCCCGCAAAUCAACCAGUCGCCCGAUUCGGUCGCCGAGGAGAAGGUGUACAAGGUCACCGCAGAUGGUGAGGGCGAGGAGUUACAUCCGGAUAUUCGAAGAGGUACCCGCCCUGAAUUCGAAGGCGACACCAACCCCAAGACUGGCGAGGUUGGUGGUCCCAAGAACGAACCGCUCAGGUGGGGCGCAUCCGGAGACUGGAGCUUCAACGGGAGAGUGACGGAUUUCUAA
Lasiodiplodia theobromae is the source of this 456-nucleotide messenger RNA. RefSeq lists its product as uncharacterized. The transcript has a single exon. The record is from RefSeq and is a predicted model, not a curated record. Gene Ontology annotation, cellular component: mitochondrion. NCBI's taxonomy places the organism in Eukaryota, Fungi, Ascomycota, Dothideomycetes, Botryosphaeriales, Botryosphaeriaceae. Bases 1 to 456 code for a protein of 151 amino acids. Gene Ontology annotation, biological process: mitochondrial respiratory chain complex II assembly.